CUAAGCGUCACUACGGCCAUUUUAUCGUUGUCUACUGAUGCGGAUUUUAUUCAGAACAUUUUGAUAUCACUGACAACGAAAAAAAAAAAAAAUUUUAUCAGUAAACAACUGUGUGAAAAUACGAUGACGAUAUUUGUUUUGGUGCGAGAUAAAAAACAGGAUUAUUGCGUUCAUAAGAAACGUCAUAUUUCCUUUGAAAGGCGACGAGAUCGAAUUUGUAAAAAAAAAAUUAAAAUAAUUUGUGAAAAUGGUAGCUUAACGGAUGGUGUAAAAAAGCAGCGAAUGUUAGAAAAAAAAACUAGACCUGUUCUGAAAUAUACCGUACAGAAUUGUCGAAUCAAUUUAAAGAAAAUUAAAAACGUUCAUUUUUUUGAUAGAAAAAGUGGUUUUGAUGCUGAAACUGAAGAUUCUGAUUCAUCAUAUGAGCCAGCAGAGUCAGAAGGGUCGAUUGAAAAUGAGGAAUAUUUAGUAGCCAAUGUUUCAGAAGAUGAAAACUCUGAUAUUGAAAAUACUGGGUCAGGAAAUGUCGAUGAAUGUAACAAUGUUUCUCAAAAUACUUCCACUUCUACUUUAAACUGCUCUUUUAACGUUAAUGGACAUACUGGCUGGGAUGAUAGUGAUGUUGAAGCUGAAUUAACUGUUAAAAAAGGUAAUUUGAAAAAAGAUACGUGUUGUUUUUGUGAGAAAGAAUAUUUCAAAAUUGCACGUCAUUUGGAAACGGUCCAUAAAACAGAAAAAGAAGUACAAGAUUUUAUGAAAUUAGAAGAGUGCAGGCAGAAUGGAUCGAAUAGCUUUAUUGAGAAAGAGAGGAAAUCAUAUUUA
This is a messenger RNA of Cotesia congregata, 822 nucleotides long. NCBI's taxonomy places the organism in Eukaryota, Metazoa, Arthropoda, Insecta, Hymenoptera, Braconidae. The record is from the annotation of a GenBank genome assembly.